Molecule: messenger RNA, 225 nt
Organism: Aureobasidium namibiae CBS 147.97
Lineage: Eukaryota; Fungi; Ascomycota; Dothideomycetes; Dothideales; Saccotheciaceae
Exons: 2
Coding region: 1-225 (74 amino acids)
Source: RefSeq, a predicted model, not a curated record
AUGCCUCACUCCAAGACUCCCGGUGGCUCUGGUAUCUCCGACAAGGAAGCCAAGAGACAAGCUGAGAUCCACGGCGAGAAGAAGGCCCCUGGUGAGGCACCCGUUGCCUCCGACUCUGGCGUCACCAACGUUGGCAUCGACAACGGCAGCAACCAGCCCGGAGAGAAGGGUAUUGGUGGUGUUCCCGUCUCGACUGAGACCACCACCAACGCCAACAUGAAGUAA